AUAAAUUGGAUUUAUUUUUCAGCUCCAGAAACAUGGCUGACACAAUAAAUGUGACUUCAUCUUCCAACCAGACCUGCGAUGCUGUUAACACUUCAGCCUAUCCUUUCUUUAUGCUGGUCUACAGUCUAGUGUUCCUGGUGGGGUUAAUCCUCAAUGGCUUCAUCAUGAAGUUUCACUUUUGUGGAGCACAGCAGCGGGCAUCGAGCAGCUUGAAGAUCUACCUGAAAAACCUGACAGCUGCUGACUUCCUGCUCUGCCUCUUUCUGCCACUCCGCAUCACCCACUAUGCCAGCAGCUCUGUCAUCAUUCGGCAGCUCUACUGUAGUUUUGGAGCUUGUGCCAUCUUCCUCAACAUGUACGCCAGCAUCAUAUUCAUGGGCUACAUCGCUGCCAACAGGUAUCUAAAGAUCAUCCAGCCUUCAGGAACUCACAUCCUGCAGACAGCAAAAACUGCCCACAUCAUUUCCAUCAUUACCUGGGUCUUUCUCCUGGUUCCGACUGUGACAUACACCAUCCUGUUUUUCAUCACCCAGACCCCUGUGACCUCUAACCCCAGCUGCUGUGAUCCCUUCUUUAGUGAAUCAAUCAAGCUGUUCUUCACAAUCAUCCACACUUUGUCUCCCAUUAUCUUCUUGUUGGUCUCCAUAUCCCUGGUCUUCUUCUACUACAGCACCUCCCGCAGGGUGUUGCAGGCACAGCAGAGGCAGCUGGCCUCCUCUGGCUCCGAGAAGCUUGUGAAGUCUCGCAGGAACAUGUUGGUGCUGGUCAGCAUCUUCUGUGUUUGCUUUGUCCCCUAUCACCUGGCUCGUCUUCCCUAUAGUCUUCUGCGGAGCAAUGACUCUGUAGGCUCAGUCUUGAACUAUGUAAUGGAGGUGACCACCAUGGUGGCAGUUUUCAAUGUCUGCCUGGACCCUGUUGUUUACUUUUUCCUCUGUAAGUCUUUCCGGGCAAAGGAGAAAGGUGCCAUUGUGACCAAAAUCCAACAAGCAACUGAAGAGAGUGAGCUCAGCAAGAGCACUGGACAUUAA
Haplochromis burtoni (Burton's mouthbrooder) is the source of this 1028-nucleotide messenger RNA. RefSeq names its product P2Y purinoceptor 14-like. Gene Ontology annotation, molecular function: G protein-coupled purinergic nucleotide receptor activity. Bases 33 to 1028 code for a protein of 331 amino acids. The transcript is spliced from 3 exons. Gene Ontology annotation, biological process: G protein-coupled receptor signaling pathway. Gene Ontology annotation, cellular component: membrane. NCBI's taxonomy places the organism in Eukaryota, Metazoa, Chordata, Actinopteri, Cichliformes, Cichlidae. The record is from RefSeq and is a predicted model, not a curated record.